Paramecium octaurelia is the source of this 2303-nucleotide messenger RNA. NCBI's taxonomy places the organism in Eukaryota, Ciliophora, Oligohymenophorea, Peniculida, Parameciidae. The record is from the annotation of a GenBank genome assembly.
CGUUAAUGUCUUCAAAAAUCACUAUCUAUGGUAUUAUUAAUCAUGAAGAUUCUGAUCUUUUCGAAAGUGCUGGAUCAUUAACAUUGAGAACACCUAGGAAUGUACCUAAUUUCAAUGAAACAACCUCAUUAACCAUUCCAGGUUACAUCAAAUAAAUUUGUGCAGGUCAAUCUCACAUAUUAGCCUUAACUUAAGACGGAAACGUAUAUAGUUAUGGCUCAAAUUAAUUUGGUUAAAGAGGCUCAACAGGACCAGGAUUUCAAUUAGUGAUGAAGAAUGUCCUUUAGAUUGCAACAGGAUUAUAUCAUUCUGUUGCAGCAACAAGAGAUAAUAAAGUAUAUGUUUGGGGUCGAGGAUCAGAAGGUUAACUAGGAUUGGGAGACACCGAAAAUAUUGAAAAGCCUACAGAACUCAGCAUUUAAGGGCAGGAGGUUUGUUGUGGUAGUUUUCAUACUCUAGUAAGAAAUGGAGAAACUUGUUAUGUGAUGGGAGAGAAUUAGAAUGGAUAACUGGGAGUCUUAGGAUAACAUGCAAGUCCUGUGAAAUUGAGUAUACCUGUUGAAUAAAUGGCUGCAGGUUUGGAUCAUUCCUUAUUUUUAUAUAAAGGACAAGUAAAUUGAGUUUCAAUAUUUAGGUUUUUGUUACAGGAAACAACUUAUUUGGAUAAUGCGGAGUAUCAGACUAAGUAGUAAGAGAGCCUAUGAAAUUAUCGUUAAAUUUUGAAGUACAAUAAGUGAUUGCCUCUAUGGGAACAUUUAGUUGUGUAAUAAGCAAAUAAGGCAAAGUCUAUUUUUGGGGAACUGGGAGUUGGGGCUAUGCCAGGAAGUGUACUCCAUUGGAGGAGUUAUGUAAAUUAGAUGAAGGUUAGAGAGUGUCAUAAGUAAUCUCUGGAGAAAACUUCGCAAUGUUGAAAUGUUUAGAUGGAUGGUAUGUUUUUGGGAUGAAUAAAAUGCCUGAAAAUUAUUCAUAACAAUAGACACACAGGAUUUCAUUAAGCAAAGUCAAUUUAGUUGAUGGCUAAAUCAGUGCGGGUCUUAAUAUUGUUUUUGUCUAUUCCCAUAUUCAAGAAGUGCAAAAGCCUACUUAAUAAAUGGCUGUUGAUUAAGGAUCCUAUGUGUCUUAAUCAUCAGAGCAAGAAUACAAAUAGAGAUCAAGUUUUAAACAAAAUAAUGAAAUAAGGCAAUCCUAUUAGAUGGCACAAUCUGUUGCCUAUUAACCAUCAAGUGCAAUGAAGAGUUCAUUUGUACAACCUUCAGCCUUGAGAUAAUCUCAAUAAGUUACUAAUGUCUCUUAGUUUUCUAAUUAAGUUAGUACUUCCUUAUAGUUUUAAAAUGAGUAUCAAUCAAAUAAAAUUGAAUCUAAAUAAGGGAAGGACUACAAACUUAGUGAUCUACUUUAUCGAUCUGAUCACAAGUAGGAAUUUAGAUAGGACCUUAAAUUAGAUCUUAAAUAAUCAGAAUAGAAGAUCAGAACAGAAUCAAGAACUCCUGAUAAUAGAAAUGAUAGAAAAUCUGAUCAUAAGGCACCUCUUAAAGAAGAUGAGUUAAAACAUGAACUAAAAUAAGAAUUACUUAAAUUAGAAAAGAGAUAAGAGCAAUUCAAAUAAGAGAUCAUUAACUAAUAAUAAUAAUUGGAUAGAAAAAAUGAAAAUUUGAAGGAAAUUACAUUUGGUCUUAAGUCUGAUGUCAAACCCCUGUAAGAAAGAAAUAUUACAUAAUAACCUUAGAAAUGUUAUGAUUGCUAACAUUUUGUUUAAAAAAAUGAUUACUAUUAAAAGCAUAUUAAAUUUUAGGAAGAAGAAAUAACUAACCUUAAAAAGGAAUUAGAAAUCUUGAAAAAUCAAAUAAAAUAAAAAGAUAAUUAUGUAAAUGAAUUAGAAAAUAGAAUUUUAAAAUAUUAAGAAACUAGUUUUAAAUAAGUCGGUUUACAAUAAUAAUAAUAAUAAUAAUAAUAAUAAUAAUAAUAAUAAUAGCCAAUAAUUUAUAAACCUACUAUGGAAGUUAGAUUGAAAAGCGAAGAAAAAUAACCUGUUACCAGAGACGAAUAAUAAAUUAAUUACUAAAAGAUUAUUGAUUACUCACCUAAAAUUUAUAGAUAACCUAUCAUUGAUUAAUCACCAAAAGAAAGAACUUUUAAUACAAGUAUUAUUGAUAAAAUUUAAACAUAUUAACAAUCUGCAAAAGCAGCCAGACCAGUCCAUCAGAAUCUAAUGAAUAGAUAUUCAGCUCAUGAGGUUCAGCCAUAAUAAAUCUAUUAACCAAAUACCUACGUUAUACCACAAUACUUCAAGGCCAGAAAUUGAG